UGGGGAGAACUACAGUAACGCCUCCCGUGUGUCAUAAAGAAGCCGGGCGGCCAGAAAAAUAUAAAUACAGAAGAACAUCCUCAGGACGUCCUUCUGGCUUUUGGGAGACUUUUGAUGGAUUAUUAGUCGGGCCUGCCUGGUGACAGAGCAUAUUUAGGAAAAGAUGGUCGGUCUCAAACCCUCAGACGUCCCCCCCCCUCUCGCCGUGAAGAUGGCGAGCGCCGGGGCGGCGGCGUGCAUCGCCGACCUGGUCACCUUCCCGCUGGACACGGCCAAAGUCAGACUGCAGGUCCAAGGCGAGAAGGCAGUGGAGGCCACCAAGAACAUUCGCUACAGAGGCGUGUUUGGCACCAUCAGCACCAUGGUCCGCACUGAGGGGCCCAGGUCCUUGUACAACGGCCUGGUGGCGGGUCUGCAGAGGCAGGUCUGCUUCGCCUCCGUUAGGAUCGGUCUCUACGACAACGUCAGGGACUUUUACACCGGAGGAGCCCAGAAUCCAGGAGUGUUGAUGCGUAUCCUGGCCGGCUGCACGACGGGCGCCAUGGCGGUGUCGUUCGCUCAGCCCACAGACGUGGUGAAAGUGAGGUUCCAAGCGCAGGUGAACUUGGACGGUGUUGCCCGGCGCUACAGCGGCACCAUGCAGGCCUACAAACACAUCUUCCAAAACGAGGGCCUGCGCGGACUCUGGAAAGGAACUCUACCCAACAUCACAAGAAAUGCGCUGGUUAACUGCACAGAGCUGGUGACCUACGACCUCAUCAAAGAGGCUAUCCUGCGACACAAGCUCAUGUCAGACAAUCUUCCGUGUCAUUUUGUGUCUGCCUUCGGCGCCGGCUUUGUUACCACGGUGAUCGCCUCCCCGGUGGACGUGGUAAAAACCAGGUACAUGAACUCGCCGCCGGGUCAGUACAAGAGCGCCAUCAACUGCGCCUGGACCAUGUUGACCAAAGAGGGGCCUACAGCGUUCUACAAGGGUUUCGUACCAUCCUUCCUGAGGCUGGGCUCGUGGAACGUUGUGAUGUUUGUCUCCUUUGAGCAAAUUAAGCGGGGCAUGAUGGUCACCAAGAAGAGGUUUGAGGACGCUAACUGAGCCUGGUGGUGGAGGGAACGCACCGGGUGCUAUUUUAGGCACACCUGCAGGGGGGCGGAGAAGCCAUUUUUGUUCUCAGAUUGAGGAACGGGGGGCCGUCCCAUAGCACUUGUUGAAGUAUUUUCAGUGUAUAAUAUUGGAUGGUGCAGGUGUGCCCGCCUAAAAACUGCACUUUAACAGGACAAACUUCAGGCAGCUGAAGUAGUGACGGUGUCAUAACAUGUUUAUAAGCAUCCUAAAUAUAUCAGUGUACAUAUCUGACCUGUUUUACACGUGUGCUUCUUCUACUUCAAAGUGUGUUUAAAGGCCUACUGAAAUGCGAUUUUGUUAUUUAAACGGGGAUAGCAGGUCUAUUUUAUGUGUCAUACUUGAUCAUUUCGCGAUGUUGCCAUAUUUUUGUUGAAAGGAUUUAGUAGAGAACAUCGACGUUAAAGUUUGCAACUUUUGGUGCUGAUAAAAAAGCCUUGCCUGUACCGGAAGUAGCAGACGAUGUGCGCGUGACGUCACGGGUUGUGGAGCUCCUCACAUCUGAACAUUGUUUACAAUCAUGGCCACCAGCAGCGAGACUGACUCGGACCGAGAAAGCGACGAUUUCCCCAUUAAUUUGAGCGAGGAUGAGGAAAGUGAGAGUGAAAGACUAGAGGAAAAAAAAAGGACAAGAGGGCAAUGGGAGCGAUUCAGAUAGGGAAGAUGCUGUGAGAGGCGCCGUGGCAGCCGUGGGGGUGGCAGGACCACUCGGCCGGGCCCAACCGCAACAAGGGAUAAAGCCAUACCGCUUUGAACCCGACGCUGACGGUGAUGGUCAGGUGGACGCUACUGAUAUUGAUGCUGGAGUAGCACACAAUAUAGAUCGCCUUCAGAAUACAGAAUGGUAAAAUGUUUUUUAUUAAUACACAUAAUACACUGUACUUUGUGUGUGUGGUCCAAUCCAACCGUGUUCGCUUGACAUCUCUGUUCCAUAGUAAAGCUUGACUGUCAUCUUUUGGGAAUGUAAACAAUGACACACCAGCUGUGUUUGUGUUGCUAAAGGCGGCUGCAAUACAGUGCUUCCCACCUACAGCUUUCUUCUUUGAUGUCUCCAUUGUUCAUUGAACAAAUUGCAAAAGAUUAACCAACACAGAGGUCCAGAAUACUGUGAAAUUUUGCGAUGAAAACAGACGAUUAAUAGCUGGCCACGAUGCUGGAGCAAAAUGUCCUCUACAAUCCGUGACGCCACGCACACGCGUCAUCAUACCGAGACGUUUUCAGCAGGAUAUUUUGGCGCAAAAUUUUAAAUUGCAAUUUAGUAAACUAAAAAGGCCGGAAUUGGCAUGUGUUGCAAUGUUGAUAUUUCAUCAUUGAUAUAUAAACUAUCAGACUGCGUGGUCGCUAGUAGUGGCUUUCAGUAGGCCUUUAAUAGUUGAAGUGGCUACAUCACGCUUUGAACAAUCACAAACAAACAAAAGGCAUCAGUCACAUUAUUAAGGACGUAAAUAUCAAAAUCCUGAGCCGACCAACUUAAAGUGUUUAUGUUAUUUGACACUUUUCAACGUGUCUUUGGACCACAAUAUAGCCAUAGGGCUGCUGCCUCGUUAAAAGAGCUGAACAACUCACCGCCACGUCCGCCGUCCUCGCCACGUCUAAACAUGGAAUGUUAGUGCUUCUUUCUCGGUGUUGCGUAUCACAUGGAUCAGAGCGUGAGAGACACGUCGGGGUCCUUCAGAUGCGUCUGGACAAUGUUAUGGAAUUUUUCCCUGUACUGGUUGAACAACAUGAUGCUUUCCGGUUCCUCUGCGAUCCAGAAUUUGUCAAACUCAAACGCCAGGUAGC
This is a messenger RNA of Nerophis ophidion (straightnose pipefish), 2899 nucleotides long. RefSeq names its product uncoupling protein 1 (gene ucp1). Gene Ontology annotation, cellular component: mitochondrial membrane. The coding region runs from base 164 to 1090 and encodes 308 amino acids. Gene Ontology annotation, biological process: adaptive thermogenesis; mitochondrial transport; mitochondrial transmembrane transport. Gene Ontology annotation, molecular function: oxidative phosphorylation uncoupler activity. The transcript has 7 exons. NCBI's taxonomy places the organism in Eukaryota, Metazoa, Chordata, Actinopteri, Syngnathiformes, Syngnathidae. The record is from RefSeq and is a predicted model, not a curated record.